Messenger RNA from Paramecium pentaurelia, 4064 nucleotides. The record is from the annotation of a GenBank genome assembly. NCBI's taxonomy places the organism in Eukaryota, Ciliophora, Oligohymenophorea, Peniculida, Parameciidae.
AUGAUUAAUCGAGACACUGGAUUCUAAGAUUUAGAAAGUGGAAUUCAGAGCAAUAAUAUCUCAUCAGGAUAAUUGUUUGAUAUCGAUUAAGCUAGUCCUAUUGGUGGUUAAUAAUUAGAUCCAACACUUGAAUUUUCUUAAUUGUAAUAGCUUGAAGCUGUAAGGAUGAAGAGAGAUAUAUUUGAUAACAGUCAUAAGAAUGCUAUACAUUUAGGUCAUAAGGCUGACGUGAAUGAAGAAGACUGUCUAAUGAGUAAUUUAAGGUAUUUAGAUUUGAUAUUAAAGUGGUAAAAGGAGUGAGCCUUAAGGUUCUAUUAGUUCAAUUAGUUGUAAUUUAAAAAACUAAAAGCCUUUAUUAAGAAAGACUACAAUAAAUAAAUCUAACAAAACAAUUUAAAAUAAAUAAAAACUGGAUUAAGAUGACUUCGUUAUAUCAUCCCCACUUUAGAUUAAUGGAACAAUGAAUUUGGGAUUGAAAUCUGAUGCUAAGAUUGCAAAAUAUUAAACAUUUGUAUAAUAAUUAGAAGAUGAACAGGAGUAAAACGAAAGAACAAAGCGAGCAUAAAUAAAUAGAGAUACUAUAAAAUAGUAAUCAUUAAUAUAGAGAGGGAAAAGCAAAGAGAUGAAGACUGGGUAUUGAUGUAAUUAUAGAUUUUAGUUUAAAUGAAGUAUGGACAUAAAAGGCAUUAAUAAUUAUAAGAUUAGUUUCUCGUUUUAUUUAAUAAUUAAAGACUAAGACAGAGAGAAUAAAAUUUAGAUUAAUUACUUAAAGAAUUUUUGAAGUAAUUUGUGAUAAUAGUGCAAAUUUCGAAUAUAUGUUAAUAAAUAGAUUAAUUAAAUAAAAGCCUAGUAUUAGUUUAAUAAUUUUUUAUUAAAUUUAAAAUAAAGCUCUUAAAUUAUUGAAUUGGAUAGAAUCAAUUAAUGCAUUCUUUGGAAAAUAUGUGAAAGUAAUAAAACCUGAUAGUUUAUUUAAAAUAGUUUGGGAUAUUAUAUUAUUGUUAUUUAUUGUAGUGAAUAUAUUUUACAUACCUAUUUAUAUAAGUUUUGAUGUGAGAUCAUAAGGAGUAUUUGAAUGGAUAUUUGAUUUAUUGCCAUCAUGGGUAUUUAUAGCAGAAAUAUUGUUGAAUUUCAAUACUGCCUAUUAUGAUAAAGGAUUGAUGCAUGAAGAUCGUAAAUAAAUAAUGAAACAUUAUGUAAAAGGAAACUUUUUCUGGGACAUAAUAGUCAUAAUUCCCUUUUUAAUUUCAUAUAUGGAUAUUCCAUUUGUUAGAUAUACAUUAUUAUUAAGAUUAACCAGAUUGUCUCCAUUGAUGACAAGUAUUGAAGAAGUAUUAAAUUUGGAAGUAAUAUAUUAAAAUUUAAGAAUUAGGAUAAUAUGUAAGUAUUUUUGGAUUUGUUAAAAUUAAUAUUCUUUCUAUUGCUCACAGGACAUUUUUGUGGUUGUGCAUGGCAUUGGGUAGCAGUGAUAGAAUAUGAAAAUUAUGGUGAAGAAUUAACUUGGUUAACUAAAUAUGCACCAGAUGCAAUGGAUUAUUAUUGGUUUGAUAGAUACAUAAUUUCUUUGUAUUGGAGUGUUAUUACUACAGUUACAGUUGGAUAUGGUGACAUAGUUCCAGUAACAACAGUAGAGAGAGUAUUUGUGAUAGUUGUUACUUUAUUGAUUUGUGGUGUUUUUGGUUAUUGUUUAUCCAAUAUUGGAAAUAUUUUUAAAUAGAUAUCUGAUAAAAAGGCUGUUUAUAAAUAGAGAAUAAGGGAAAUUAAUUAACAUAUAAGAAAGAGAGGUUUAAGUUACAAUUUACAAUUAAAAGUAUUCAGGUUGAUUCAAUUUAGGUUAAAAAAUAUUUCGAAUAUUUCUUCAAGGUUAAGUAAGAGGAGGAUUAACAUGCCGAAUAAUUCAUUGAAUAAUUAACAAAACAUUUAAGAGAAGAAGUUUUAGUUGAUAUUUAUAGUAAAACAUUGACUUAAUCACGUUUCUUAAGAGAGAACUUUAGUGAUGAAACUAUCCAUAGAUUGUGUCAGAUAGUUAAAGAAACCAAAUUGUAUCCAGAAUAAUUACUAUUCUAGAGAAAUGAUUCUCCUAAGGCACUUUGGUUUGUUCUAUCUGGCGCUGUUGAAUAUAUUGCUGACCAUUAAAGUAAAAAUGUCAACUAAUGCUUUUAGAUGAGGAUGAGCAUUUUUACACCGAAACCUUUUUGAAAAAAAUAACAUAAGGGUAAUAAUUAAUAAUCAACAUCAUUUUAUAGAGCUGUUAUUGGUGAAAGAGAAUUCAUUUCACAAACACCUUAUGAAUACAAUGCCAGAGCAACAAAAUUUACAUAAUUAUUAGUUAUAGAGUAUUAUUUUAUAUUCAUUUUAAAUUAGUUAUUAGUAAUUCUAUCUAAUACUAUAAGAGAAUAGUGAAGAAUUUGAGAAAUAUAGUAUGGCUAAAGAUAAUCUAAUAUUUAAUAGCAAUUACAAAGGUUUUGGAUAAAUUUGUGAAAUAUGUGGAUGGACUCAUCGAUUUAUUUAGUAAGUCUACAUUGUAGAUAUUUAUAGAUGUCCAUUUGUAUUUUUAUAACCAAACAAAAAUAAAAUUGCUAGUUCUUUUGCUUCAACUAAAACUAAUAAAAGAUUGAUAUUUCCUUAUAGAACAUUACCUAAAUCUAAUUGGAAAAAUAAUCUACCUGAUGUCUAAGAAGCAGCAUUAGGUUAUAUAGUUUUAAAUAAUAUAAUACCAGAAAAGUAAAAUUAAUAUAUAUUCAAGAGAAAUAAAUGAUGCUUAUCUGAUUAAUCUAGGAUUUGAGUUAAAUGAUAGAGAUGAUGAUCCAUAGAAAUUAAUUCCAAAUAAAAAGAAUUCCUUGUUUAAAGAUUAAAAAAUAUUGUCCUAAUUUGAUAACAAUCUAUAAUAAUAACCAGUUCAAUAACCUUCAAUCUAGACUGUAUUACCUGCUGAUCUAAAGUCUUAAAAUUAAACAGCAAUCUUUCUAAAAGAUGGUUAAAGACCUAGUAUGACAAAUGUAAGAAUAUUUGUUUAAUGGAUUAUUAGGAAAGUGUCAUAGAUUGGGAUUAAGGCAGUCAAUUUAGAAAAAGUCUUAAUAGAAUUAAACUUUAAGGAUUAGAUAGAGGCAAGACUAUCUAAUCUAUAAAAGGGAAAUAUCAUUAAAAUAACAAUGAUGUAUUGGAUGAGUCAUUAAUUUAAGAGGAAGUUAAAAUACAAAAUGCAAAUUUUGGAUCAUAAAAUUAUAUACAUAAUAAACUAAAAGUAGUCAAAAACAAACUUAAUAACAAUUCAAACAAUAUGGGAAUUAGAAAAGUAUCAUGGUUAGAAUUCGAUAGUGGAACAAACCAACAUCUAGGUUUUAUUUUUUAUUAAAAUAAUAUAGAUAAUAAACCAAUCAAUUUAUUAAAGCAAGCUAGUAAGGGAAGUGAAACUAAUUUCGAUCAAUCACCUCCCUCUUGUUCAUAAGAAAUAGAAAUCAAAUAAAGAAUAGAGGCAAGAGAAAAUAGUAUUAUUUCAAAAAAAACAAGCAAGUAAAAUAGAAUUUAAUUUUUAAAGUAUUGAAGUCAAUCGUAGAAAAAAAAGAAGAAGAACUACAUAAUUAUUAUAAUUUUUUUAAGGAUCAGAAAUGGAUAAUAAAUCAAAUAAGAAAGUUGAAAAAAGUGUUCCAAAUAAUGAAGCAUAUAGUUCUAGUGUAUAUACAGCAGGAGUACCUAGUAAUUCAGCCUUGGUUGAUUCGAAUAAUAAAUUUGAUAAUAAUGGGGAUAAUAAUAGUUUAUAAGUAGGUCAAUCAAUGGAUGGAAUGUAAAAGAGAAUACAAGAUAUUGUUCGAGUUCAUUUUGAAAUGGAUAUGGACAAUGCUAAAUCAUCAAAAAUAUAUUUUCCUGAUUUCAAUCUUGAAGUUGUCAUACAAAGGAUUAAUGUAUAUUAUGAAAAAUUAAACGAAAAAAAAGAGGAAUUUGAUAUGAGAGAAAUGAAAAGAACAAAAACCAAUUUCACUCUUUUUGAUCGUAUUAGAUAAGCUAAAAACACUACUAUUAGAGGAAGCUUUGUAGAUAAGGAUAAAUCUCUAUAAGAUAAUGAUUGA